AUGGCGCCCAGCGGGGCUCUGAAUGGCCUGGAGGUGCCCAAAGCCUUGGUGCCCAUGGCCCUUCAGAAGUCACUGGUUGGUGAGCAAUUCACGGGCUAUUUGCACGUGACCAACACCAAUGGCCAGACCGUGCACGAUGUAGGUCUCAAAGUGGAGAUCGACAUAGGUGCUUCCAAAUCUACAUUGCUCAACACAGGAACAUCCCGAGCAAGUCUUCCGCCAGGCGAAUUUGUGGACGCUUUGGUGGAGUAUGCGCUGAAUGAUGCCGGGACGUAUGCCCUUGGGACCGUGCUUGGCAUAUUGAAAACUUUACAGCUGCUUCCUUGA
Molecule: messenger RNA, 327 nt
Organism: Durusdinium trenchii
Lineage: Eukaryota; Dinophyceae; Suessiales; Symbiodiniaceae
Source: the annotation of a GenBank genome assembly